UACUGCCUUGCUUGGCUGCCACUCACUCCCAAGGUGUUCGUCCUCUUCCUCCAAGCCGGAGCGCGAGACGAGCGGAAGCAGCAGCAGGUGGGGGGCGGCGGGAUGGGCGACCGGGCGUACGCGCCGGCAUCCAAGCCGGUCCCAGUGGCGGCGCCGAGGGCGGCGAACGGGGUGGCGAACGGGGGCGGAGGGGGAGUGGGAGGGGGCGGGGCGGCGCGGCCGCCGCCCAUGGUGCCGGGGCGCGUGCCGCCGCCGCCGAUGUACCGGCCAAAGCCGAUGCAGGCGCCGGCGAGGCGGAGGCGGAGCAGGCGCGGGUGGUGCUGCGCGUGCUGCCUGUGGAUGACGCUGGUGUUGGUGGGGCUGGUGUUCCUGGGCGCCAUCGCGGCGGGUGUGUUCUACGUGAUGUACCACCCGCAGCUGCCGUCGUUCGCCGUGACGUCGCUCCGGCUGGCGGCGCUCAACGUGUCCGACUCCGACGCCGUCACCUCCCGCAUCGAGUUCACCGUGACCGCCCGCAACCCCAACGACAAGAUCGCCUUCGCGUACGGCGACAUCGCGGCCGCCUUCGCGGCGGACGGCGCGGACGUCGGCGACGGCACCGUCCCGGGCUUCCUCCACCCGGCCGGCAACACCACCGUCAUCAAGGGCGCCGCCUCCGCCUCCUCCGCCACCGUCGACCCCGUCGUGGCCAGCAGCCUCAGAUCCAAGAAGUCCCACGCCAUGUCCGUGGAGAUGGACUCCAAGGUCGGGUUCCAGAUCGGGCGGUUCAACUCCAAGAGCAUCAACGUCCGCGUCCUCUGCGCCGGCUUCACCGCCGCCCUCGCCAAGAACACCCCCUCCCCUCCCCCGAUCGUCGUCGCCGCCGCGCCAUCGCCGUCGCGGUCGCGGUCGGUCAUCAAGUCCUCCACCUCCAGCGCCGGCGCCACCACCACGACGGACGCGAAGUGUAAGCUCCGGGUCAAGAUCUGGAUUUGGACAUUUUGACGGAUUUGACGCUAGAGAAGACUUCUUUUUCCCCUCCCUCUCUCUCUCAUUUUUUUUCACCCCUUUUCUUCCUUUUUUUCCUCUCUUUCUCACAGUGUAUGUGGAUUUAUUGGAGUAUAGUUUAUAUGAUUUUCUUUUACCA
This is a messenger RNA of Oryza brachyantha (malo sina), 1126 nucleotides long. Its product is annotated as NDR1/HIN1-like protein 13. The transcript has a single exon. Lineage: Eukaryota; Viridiplantae; Streptophyta; Magnoliopsida; Poales; Poaceae. The record is from RefSeq and is a predicted model, not a curated record. Bases 103 to 984 code for a protein of 293 amino acids. Gene Ontology annotation, cellular component: plasma membrane.